AUGACCCACUUUCCCUCUCCACUCCACAACAAUAAGCGUAACGUCCUACCAUUCCCGGAUGGUAUCAAAGUGUGGCAUGAUUGUCCCGAUGCUAAGAUCGACAUCUGUUUUGUCCAUGGUAUAACCGGCAACCGAGAUACCACGUGGACUGCUCCUGGACGAGCAAUAGCAUGGCCACCUGACUUCCUACCAGCAAAGCUCCCAGAAGCUCGGUUGCUUACAUUUGGCUACGAUGCAUAUAUUGUCCAGAAGACGGUUGCAUCAUCCAAUCGGCUCGUCGACCAUGCCGCGAACCUCCUUAACGACCUUACAAACGAAAGAUCGUCACCGGACGCAUCUCGGCGACGAAUUAUCUUCGUUGCUCAUAGUUUGGGUGGUCUUGUUUGUAAGGAGGCCAUCUUACAAUCUCGAAACAACCCUGAAGUACAUCUCCGCAGGGUCUUUGAUUCUGUUAUCGGGAUCGCAUUCAUGGGAACGCCCCAUAAAGGAUCAUGGAUGGCUGAUUGGAGCAAAAUUCCCGCUUCUGCUCUCGGGCUCGUGAAGUCUGUGAACAAGUCACUUCUAGAGAUUCUGGAAACGGACGAUCAGUUGCUCGAGUCUAUCCAGUCUAGGUUCUGGUCGAUGGUUCGAGAGCUUCGUGAGAAUAAACUUUCCUUGCCGGUUACACUUGAAGGUUAUGCAGCAAUUAGUAUUCAUGCGAACCAUUCGAAUAUGGUAAAAUUUGGGUCCGAAGAAGAGACUGGCUUCAAGAGACUUCUUGGAGACUUGACUAGGUGGGACAAGCAUGCCAGACCAGUUCUAAAUGAUCAACAAAAUGUGAGCUGA
Molecule: messenger RNA, 825 nt
Organism: Truncatella angustata
Lineage: Eukaryota; Fungi; Ascomycota; Sordariomycetes; Amphisphaeriales; Sporocadaceae
Exons: 4
Coding region: 1-825 (274 amino acids)
Source: RefSeq, a predicted model, not a curated record